CUGGAGACUGCGUGCCCGCUGGCGUCUGCACCAUGGUGACGGGCUGCCGCGGGGCGUGGGUAGCCAUGGCGGCUUGGUUCGCCUUCUCUAUCGCGACUGCGACUGUAUUCCUCCUGUUGGUCCUCUCUCGAGUUUCACAGGCUCAGGCCUUCUUCUUCCCCUUCCGGCAGCCGGAGACGUGCGGCCACAACGAGUACUUCGAUAUCUCCGCGCUCUCCUGUGUCCCGUGUGGGGCCAACCAGAGGCAGGAUGCCCGAGGAACUUCAUGUGUGUGUCUACCAGGAUUUCAGAUGAUCUCUAAUAAUGGAGGACCUAAUAUCAUUUGUAAAAAGUGCCCAGAAAACAUGAAAGGUGUUACUGAGGAUGGCUGGAACUGUAUUUCUUGCCCUGCUGGUUUAACUGCAGAAGGAAAAUGCCACUGUCCCACUGGCCAUAUUUUAGUGGAAAGAGAUGUUAAUGGAACCUUGUUGCCUCAAGCAACUUGUAAACUCUGUGAUGGAAGUGAAAACUCUUUUAUGGUAGCAAAUGCUUUAGGAAACAGGUGUAUCCGAUGUGAACCAACAUUCAUUAAUACCAGCAGGUCCUGUGCAUGUUCUGAACCUAACAUUUUAACAGGGGGAUUAUGUUUCAGCAGCACAGGGAAUUUUCCUCCACGUAUGACUUCAGCUGCACGCUACGGAGAGCUUGGCGUGUCUUUCACCUCAGAAUGGUUUGCAAAGUAUUUGCAGUCAUCAGCAGCUGCUUGUUGGGUUUAUGCCAACCUAACAUCUUGCCAAGCUCUCGGAAAUAUGUGUGUGAUGAACAUGAAUUCUUACGAUUCUUCCACUUUUGAUGCAUGUCGACUGUUUCAGUUUAUCUUUGAAAACACUGCUGGACUGCGCACUGUUCAUUCUUUUUCAUUUUGGAGACAGAAUCUUCCAUGGCUGUUCUAUGGAGACCAGCUGGGAUUAGCACCUCAAGUACUCAGUACUACACCUCUUCCUACAAAUUUCAGUUUUAAAGGGCAAAACCAGAACACAAAACUGAAGUUUGUUGCUGCCUCCUAUGAUGUAAGAGGAAACUUUCUCAAGUGGCAAACUUUAGAAGGAGGUGUUUUGCAGCUUUGUCCCGACACAGAGACCAGACUCAAUGCUGCGUAUUCUUUUGGAACAACCUAUCAGCAGAGUUGUGAGAUUCCUAUCUCUAAGCUCUUAACUGACUUUCCCACCCCUGUAUUUUAUGAUGUGUACCUUGAAUAUACUGGUGAAAAUCAACACCGAUAUAUUUGGGCCGUGCCUGUGUUAAACUUAAACCUUCAGCACAAUAAAAUAUUUGUGAACCAAGACAGUAGCUCUGGCAAGUGGCUUCUGACUCGGCGCAUUUUCUUGGUGGACGCACUAAGUGGACGAGAAAAUGACUUAGAAAGUCAGCCAAGAUUAGUUCGAGUUGCUACCCAAAUAUCACUGAGCAUCCACCUUGUACCCAACACAAAGAAUGGAAACAUCUACCCUCCCCUAAUUACCAUUGCCUAUAGUGACGUUGACGUCAGAGACCCCACCAGCCAGUCUGUGGAGGUUUCUUUCUCAGUCAGAUAUGAAAUGGAUCAAGGUGAAGCACACGUCCAGACAGAUAUUGCUUUGGGUGUGUUGGGUGGACUAGCGGUUUUAUCAUCUCUUUUGAAGACAGCGGGGUGGAAGAGGCGCGUUGGCAGUCCCAUGAUUGAUUUGCAGACAGUUGUGAAGUUCUUGGUGUACUAUGCUGGCGACCUGGCCAAUGUUUUCUUUAUCAUCACCGUGGGGACAGGUCUUUACUGGCUUAUUUUCUUCAAAGCACAGAAGUCUGUCUCUGUUUUGCUACCAGUGCCGGCCCAGGAAGAACGUUUUGUUACUUUCGUGGGAUGUGCUUUUGCUCUGAAGGCUCUGCAAUUUUUGCAUAAGCUCAUCUCCCAGAUUACCAUAGACAUAUUCUUUAUCGAUUGGGAGCGGCCCAAAGGAAAGGUUCUUAAAGCUGUUGAAGGUGAGGGUGGCGUCCGGAGUGCUACCGUUCCUGUCAGCAUAUGGAGAACAUAUUUUGUAGCAAAUGAAUGGAACGAAAUUCAGACUGUGAGAAAGAUUAACCCACUCUUUCAAGUACUUACUGUCCUCUUCUUUUUGGAGGUUGUGGGAUUCAAGAACUUAGCAUUAAUGGACUCAUCCUCCAGUCUCUCCAGAAGCCCGUCUAGCUACAUAGCCCCUUACAGCCGUAUUCUGAGAUACGCGGUGUCUGCUGCUGCUUGGCUAGUCAUUGCCCUUAUGCAGAUCGUGUUCUUUGUUGUCUUUUAUGAGAGAUUUAUAGAAGAUAAAAUUCGACAGUUUGUUGAUUUAUGCUGCAUGAGUAAUAUAUCAGUGUUUCUGUUAUCCCACAAAUGUUUUGGGUAUUACAUCCAUGGUAGAUCAGUACACGGGCACGCCGACACUAAUAUGGAAGAAAUGAAUAUGAAUCUUAAGAGAGAAGCGGAAAAUCUGUGUAGCCAGAGAGGUUUGGUACCCAAUACAGAUGGUCAGACUUUUCAGAUUGCAAUUUCUAGCCAGAUGAGACAACACUAUGACAGAAUUCAUGAGACACUAACAAGGAGAAAUGGCCCUGCGAGGCUGCUGAGUUCACCAGCAAGUACUUUUGAGCAGAGUAUAAAAGCAUAUCAUACUAUGAAUAAAUUUCUUGGCUCUUUCAUCGAUCAUGUUCAUAAGGAAAUGGACUACUUUAUAAAAGAUAAAUUGCUUCUUGAAAGAAUUCUUGGAAUGGAAUUCAUGGAACCAGUGGAAAAAAGCAUCUUUUACAAUGAUGAAGGCUAUUCUUUCAGCAGUGUUCUGUAUUAUGGAAAUGAAGCCACUCUUCUUAUUUAUGAUCUGCUGUUCUUCUGUGUUGUGGAUUUGGCUUGCCAAAAUUUUAUUUUAGCAGCCUGCCUUACAUACCUACAACAAGAGAUUUUUAGAUUUAUCCGUAAUACAGUAGGACAGAAGAAUUUGGCAUCCAAAACAUUGGUGGAUCAGAGAUUUCUGAUUUAAUUUAUUGACUAGAUAAAGACUGAAUUAUAAUCAUGGCAAAAAAAGUCAUGAUUAUCAGAUUAGUUUGCCAUAUUUUUUAAAAUUUUAUAAUACAAAUUAUUCUAUUUUUGUUUUUUAAUCUACAGAAAGAUUUAUUUUUAUAACUUGUGGAUAUGUAACUUGCUUUGUGGCUAUGUAAUGUGAUAUAAUGGAAAACAUGAAUGUUGCUUUCAGCAAAACAUUUUUUUAAUGAUAAUCAAAACAAUACCCAUCAUUUGUCUCUGUAGAUUAUUUCAUAAACUAGGUUUGCCUACAUUUUCUCAAUUGAAAAAAAUUUUUGAUUCCAACUUUGAGCCUAGUUUUCAAUUCAGUAUUUUCUUAUUUUAUGUAUUUUAUAGUUAAAUAAAUGUUGAAAGUGUUUUCAAGUUUACUUAGCAAUUUGAAAUUGUAUUUGGGCCAGCUCACUUUGUCUCAUUCUGGCUGCUCACCCUGCUUGGCAGUAGACUGUCCUUGUUAGAUUAAGAGGCAUCCCAUGCAGUGGUGCAUGUCCAUUCCUUUAUGUGCCUGUAUUAUCAGGCCAAUACACUCUUCCGUGAAGUACAUUCAUGUCUCUAAUAUCAUUUACAUUUAUUGAACUGUAAUGUGACAUUUUCCCCAAUACAAUUUUCAGUACCUUUUCAUUACUUGACAUUUUUAGAGCACUCCCAAAGUUUUGCUCUUCAAUUAUGUUUAGACUUUAUAAAAAAUAAACUGUAAAAUAUCAUAUUAUGCUAACAAGGUUUAUUGAAAGCAAAGCCUAAGCUUCAUAGUUAGUAAAUAGGCUUGUAUUUUUUUUAAUAAGGAAGAAAUAUUAGGAGUCAAAAUAUAAUUAACAUAAAUCCUGAGCCAUGUGGCUAACAAUUUUUUAUGAAAUUAUUUUUCUUCAGUAUACUCUUUAAUAAUCCCUUUUGUUGUGUACCAUGAACUUGAAAGUCACCUUGUUUCAACUGUAAUGGUCAUUAACCCCCAAACCUACAUUUCUUACUUUCUUCUAUGUUAAUGCUGUAUAAAUACCGAAAUGUAAUUCUAUGUAGAUAUUGUUUAUAUUUCUGAAUUGAAAAUGUGUAAUAAAACACUUGAUGUUUCUCUUUC
Molecule: messenger RNA, 4133 nt
Organism: Vicugna pacos (alpaca)
Lineage: Eukaryota; Metazoa; Chordata; Mammalia; Artiodactyla; Camelidae
Gene: TMEM67
Product: transmembrane protein 67
Biological process (GO): cilium assembly
Cellular component (GO): MKS complex; ciliary transition zone
Source: RefSeq, a predicted model, not a curated record